Messenger RNA from Melanotaenia boesemani (Boeseman's rainbowfish), 2849 nucleotides. It is a transcript of the gene tut1, whose product is annotated as terminal uridylyl transferase 1, U6 snRNA-specific. Gene Ontology annotation, cellular component: mitochondrion. The transcript is spliced from 10 exons. NCBI's taxonomy places the organism in Eukaryota, Metazoa, Chordata, Actinopteri, Atheriniformes, Melanotaeniidae. The coding region runs from base 157 to 2553 and encodes 798 amino acids. The record is from RefSeq and is a predicted model, not a curated record. Gene Ontology annotation, molecular function: poly(A) RNA polymerase activity; RNA binding.
AAGGAUUUUUGGGACGGACUGGACUGAAACGCAGACCCAACGCUGGAGGGAGAUUUGAGAGAAGCAUGGAGGACGCUUGUCCUUGAGCUUUGUUUAUGACCGGGGAACAUUUUGAUUUUCUUCCUUUAAUUUUAGUAUAUUUGGCUUUAAACCACUAUGUCUUCAGACAGAGACAUAAAAACGACACCGAGAGGCUUUCACUGCACUCUGUGCAACGCCAACAUGCCCAACAUGCCAAGCUUGGAUCAGCAUCUGAAGGGGCGAAAGCAUCAGACACUGAGCACUGUGCGAUCCACCAGGAAGACCCAGGAGGAGCACAGUGUGUUCGUCAGCGGCAUCAGGCCUGACAUCUCUCAGACUGACAUAGCUGAGUACUUUCAGAAGUUUGGCACUGUCUCAGAUGUCAUCAUGGAUAAAGACAAGGGUGUGUUUGCCAUUGUGCAGUUCAGUGAGACUGAGAGCAUAGAGGCAGUUCUGUCCUGUGUGGAGCAUAAGAUGAAAGACCUGAAGCUGCGUGUUAAACCUCGAGAAAAAAAGGAGUUCAAGUUAAAUCCUAAGAAAAAUGACCCCCAGAACCUCCAACAAGUUCUUGAUCGUCUUAAACCUGGGUUGUGUCAGCUGGCAUCUGUGGAUGCACAGAUGCGGUACAUAGUUGAGCGAUUUCAGCUGGGAGAAAAUGAAAAGAAAGCUCGAAGCUUAUUUAUUCAGCUUCUUCAAGAGGUUUUUGUUGAAUUUUUUCCAGACAGUCAGAUUCUGCCAUUCGGUUCUUCUGUCAACACUUUUGGUAUCCACUCCUGUGACUUAGACCUGUUCCUGGACCUUGAAAACACUAAGGUGUUCCAAGCUCGUGCCAAGACCACCGGAGACCAGGCAAGUGAAGGAAUGUCAGAUGAUGGGCACUCUGAGGACUCCAUUCUUUCUGAUAUCGACCUAUCAACAGCCUCUCCGACUGAGGUUCUAGACCUUGUGGCAACCAUCCUGAAACGGUGUGUCCCCAGUGUGCACAAAGUCCAUGUGGUCGGCACCGCUCGCCUCCCUGUCGUCAAGUUCCAUCACAAAGAGCUUAACCUGCACGGGGACAUCACCAUUAACAACAGACUGGCAGUAAAGAACACCCACUUCCUCCAGCUGUGUUCAGGGAUGGAAGACAGGUUGAGACCUCUGGUGUACACCAUCCGCUACUGGGCCAAGCAGAAGCAGCUUGCUGGUAAUCCCAGCGGUGCCGGUCCCCUUCUAAACAACUAUGCUCUGACAUUGCUGAUCCUCUUCUUCCUCCAGAACUGUGAGCCUCCUGUUCUCCUCACAGUGGACCAACUUAAAGACAUGGCCUGUGAGGAGGAAGAGUGUGUGAUUGAAGGGUGGAACUGCACCUUCCCCAGUCAACCUAUCGCUCUGCCCCCGAGCAAGAACACACAAGACCUCUGCUCUCUGCUCGCUGGCUUCUUCUCCUUCUAUGCCAAGUUUGAUUUUGCCAGUAGUGUCAUAUCUCCUAGGGAGGGGCGUUCACUCCCAGUCAUAAAUUUCCUCAGUCAAAAGAAAGAGGAUGAAGCGGUGAAAGAGGAACAGGCCAUCAAGACUCCUCACUCCCAUCCCAAACUGGGCCCGCUAAAUCUUUUGGACCCCUUUGAGCUCACCCACAAUGUGGCAGGAAACCUGAACGAGCGCUGUCAGCGCAGCUUCCAGAGGGAGUGCCAGGAGGCUGAAAAGUACUGUCGCAGCCUGCAGUACCAGCGCAAGUCCACCAAGGGGAAGUCAUGGGGACUGAUGCGCUUAUUUACCCCACACGGGGAAGUCUCUCAUUCCAAACCAGAGCAGCUGACCAUUAGCAUCCCCUUCAAGUCAGCAUCGCUCCCAGAGGCCCUCCGCAACGAGCUGCACAUGGCGGGAGAUGGUUUCCGGCUGCUGUGGUUCCAAAGGGUUUGCUCAGCUGUUGAGGGAGUUUUGAAAGCGGUUCUCAAGUGUGAACUUUUAGCCACAACAGAUACUAUAUUAGGUGAGCAUUCAUCUGAUGCUGCUGAGGAAAUGGAAGCUUCAUCAGCUUCUUUUAACUCAUCAAUAAAUGACGACUUAGACAGUUGUAAGUCCCAGAACCAGACCAGCCCUCUGGGUCCCGUCGUUGGUGCCAAGAGGCCGCUGUCUUCUGGAAGUGAUACCUCAGUGUCGCCUCAAAGCAAAAAGCCAAGAGUGGCAAAAAGGGGGAAGCCCGAAUUCCCUCCAUGGAUCUGUGUGCAAAAGCACAUGGUGUGGGCUGGCCGGAGAAAAGUGAGACGGGAGCUGAUCAAAGAUACAGAUUCGAGACCGGAGGGAAGCUGUAUGGAGCUGGAGUCCCGGGUCACAGCUUACAUCAUUGAAAAAGAGCCAGAGCUCAAGGAACCCCUGAAGUUUAAAGUUCAGCCCCAGAUGGUGGGUGAGACAGAAAGCACAAAGACGGUGCUCACGUUGGAGCCAAGCAAUGUCGAGCCGGGAACUUUUCAUGACUACUUUCACUUCUUGGAAGGAUUCUUACCCAAGAUGGUAGAAACAAUGCUUGAAAAGGAAGUGUGCAGUACUUAAACUGAGACGUACUUUGGAUUUCUGUUAAUGGCAAGCUUGCCAUAAUUAUUACAUUAAAAUAAAUCCUUUAGAAUGGAAAAUAAAGGAGCUUUAUUUCUGGUCUGUUAUGAUAAAAAAAAAUAUCAGCUUUGUCAUUGUAGCAGGUUUGUAACUUUUCAUUUAUACUGUAUAUUUGUACUAAUGAGUUCAUUAGUCUUUAAGAAGAGUUGUGUCCUGAUUAUGACUCCUUUUUAUGUUUGAGAUUUUUUUUAUGUAAAGGUUCAAUUAAAAAUAAACCUCUUAAAUGACUAAACUCA